Messenger RNA from Ctenocephalides felis (cat flea), 729 nucleotides. RefSeq lists its product as uncharacterized. Bases 1 to 729 code for a protein of 242 amino acids. The record is from RefSeq and is a predicted model, not a curated record. Gene Ontology annotation, molecular function: nucleic acid binding. Lineage: Eukaryota; Metazoa; Arthropoda; Insecta; Siphonaptera; Pulicidae. The transcript has a single exon.
AUGCAUUUCUUUUAUGUUGGGUCUCACGCUUCGGAGUUCCAGCACAAGUCACGAGUGACAGAGGAAGACAGUUUGUUUGACGCCUCACUAUUUCGAAAUGUCGCACAAGCAUGUGGAAUCCACUUGAUACAAACAUCAGCUUAUCACCCGCAAUCAAAUGGUUUAAUCGAGACAGUACACAGGACAUUGAAAGCAGCUCCAAUGUGCCAUGAGGAUCAUUCAUGGAUAGAGGCUUUACCAUGGGUAUUAUUAGGACUUCGCUCAGCUGUUAAAGAAGACUUAAAGAAUUCUAGCGCAGAACUCACCUAUGGAGAACCUUUGAGACUUCCUGGUCAAUUCUUUAAAGAUCACACGGGCAUAUCAACUACAACCGUCAUGGAUAAAUUACAUAAGAUCUUUAGAAAUUUAAAGCCACAGCCUACGUCAUCUCAUAGCCCGAAAAAGAGUUUUAUCCAUAAAGACCUGGACAAGUCUAGUCAUGUUUUCAUCAGGCAAGAUAUGAUAAAGCCGACUCUGACGCAACCUUAUGAAGGACCUUACAAGGUUUUGGAAAGAGGAGACAAGACUUUUAAACUGGACGUUUUGGGCCAGCCAAAAUCCUUUUCUAAAGACAGACUGAAGCCUGCAUACACGACUGCCGAAGAAUGCACAACAGCAGAGCACGUCACAUCUGAAAAAUAUACAACAAGACGAGGACGGCAGGUACGAUUUCAGAAUUACAAAGAAUAA